Messenger RNA from Endocarpon pusillum Z07020, 3054 nucleotides. RefSeq lists its product as uncharacterized. The record is from RefSeq and is a predicted model, not a curated record. The coding region runs from base 1 to 3054 and encodes 1017 amino acids. Lineage: Eukaryota; Fungi; Ascomycota; Eurotiomycetes; Verrucariales; Verrucariaceae. Gene Ontology annotation, biological process: maintenance of protein localization in endoplasmic reticulum. Gene Ontology annotation, cellular component: endoplasmic reticulum membrane. The transcript has a single exon.
AUGAUCGAGACACCCUUUCUGCGACCCGAUCCAAGCCAUGAACCCGUAGGAAGAGAACACCCAGCUUGCAAUCAUCGAUCUGCACUUGUCACAGUGCGCACAAGUGAUCGCGAUGAUGUCUUUCAAGUCAAACCCGGUGAAAGAUCGACGGAAGACUCGAUUGUCGAGCCAGAGUUGACUAAGGGUGCGACCAACGGAGAUGACAAUGAAGGCUUCUUGGGCAUUCGGAAAACGACUGAGGCGUUGGAAGAUUCUUCGCAGACACGAACACUGCAAAAUAGCCAUAGACUGGCGGUAGCAAAGGGUCAUGACCAACUUGAGCACGGCAGGAGCAGCGUUGUACAUCACGGAGACACCAUCCUCGUGGAAAUGCUGCCCGUGUCGCCUCCAAGUGCACUCCGAGAAGGCAUUGGACCUAGCCCGACCGCGGAUACGGAUUAUGGAAAGCCGCUGGAGAAACUCAAGCGUCGUUGUAGUCAAGUCGACUCGAUCUUGCAGGCCUCACAGAAAGAGAAAGUUCUCAAGCUAACACCGGAGAGGAUACAUGAACUCACAUCCUCGCCCAAGUCAUUGCCUCUCCGCGCUCUUAGUUCAAGUGUUUCCCAGUUAGGGGUAUCAACUUUGCCACCUCCAUCUUUCGAUCUACCAGCUGAUUCACAGCCGGAAAGUGGUGCUACUGCAAACGGCAAUGACUGUGAUGUGGCAGGUACCCCCAAUACCACCCAUGCCGUCACAGAAACAUCUGCGUCGAAUGUGUCUGAUAACUUUGCACCUACUCCAGAUGCUCUGCUCCCGGUUCCAAGAGCUGCUCACUUUGCGCGGGCAUCCUCUAACAGUUCGUCAAUCAAGGGGAAGCGAUCCCCCCAUUUUCGGCCAGGAACGGCGGACAGGAGGGACUCUAAACACACCCCUACUCCUCUCAGAUUUGACGGCGGAAAACCUGCUGGUCUUGUGCCGACAAAGAUGGAGGAUGUGAUACCGUCGCCUAUGCCCAAAACCAUUCCACUGCCCCCAAUGUCUCUGCCAACCUAUUUACAAUUAGAGCUUUCAUCCCACCGUCCGUCUCCUCUGUACAUUCAUAGGUCUGUGACCAGCGACUUUCCUUAUGAAUCGUCUCGUGUCAAAAUCGAGCGUCUGUUGAAUUUUCUCCUCCUGCCUCCGCAAUUAGAACAGGUCCUAUGGUUUGGCACGGUGGCCUGUCUGGACGCCUGGCUGUACACUUUCACAAUUCUUCCACUUCGACUCUUAAAAUCUUUCUAUAUUCUAGGACAAUCUUGGGCCACGAACCUUGGCGCCGAGAUCAAAUUUGUGUCAAGCUUCAUCUAUGCUGGUGCGGGGAGGAUGUGGAAGAGGCGAAGGACGAGAGGUAAUUCUGCACCAAAGGUCAAACUGGGUGUGCAGGGCUCAGCGAUGCCUGAGCAGCACGAGAAGCAGGAUUCAGCACAUUUGAACGGCUCAGUUCGUGGUAUCAAUGAAAAACGCCGCCCAAGUCUUAGUAAAAGGAAUCCUACUCACGAAAGCGGUGAAAACGGGCGGCGUCACCGGCGGAACAAGUCAGUGCCAUCAGCCCUACUGCCUGUUGACAAAGCCGAUAUUCUAAAAGGCCUACUCAUCAUUACAACCUGCCUUAUAUUGAUGCGUCUUGAUGCAAGCCGAAUGUACCAUUGGAUCAGAGGCCAGGCAGCAAUCAAGCUGUACGUGAUCUACAAUGUGCUGGAGGUUGGAGAUCGAUUGCUCUCUGCGCUUGGGCAGGAUGUGCUCGAAUGUCUCUUUUCUCGGGAGGCACUUGAACGAGCACCAGACGGGCAUAGCAAAGUGCUUCGUCCAUUCUGGCUCUUUCUUAUGGCCUUAGCAUAUACCGUGUCUCACAGCACGGCCUUGUUCUAUCAAGUCAUUACCUUAAACGUGGCGGUCAAUUCCUAUUCCAACGCGCUGAUUACGCUACUCAUGUCAAACCAAUUCGUGGAGAUCAAGUCGACCGUGUUCAAGAAGUUUGAAAAGGAGAACCUAUUUCAGUUGACCUGCGCCGACGUUGUAGAGCGCUUUCAACUCUGGCUGAUGCUACUAAUCAUAGCGUCCCGCAAUAUUGUUGAGACGGGCGGUCUGAGUGCUGGCCUGGGUGCUUUCGGCUCAUCCUCAUCGCUCUUCUUGCCAACUACGACGAACUCGAGCAAUCCUAUGAAUACACCUCCAUUGUCCGCGGCAUCCAUCCUGCCCAGAUCAUUCACACUUUUGCCCAAUAUGCUAUCCUCUCUUACCGCAUACGCUCCUGGAAUAGGACACGUGCUUGGGCCCUUCCUUGUCGUCCUCGGAUCUGAAAUGUUGGUUGAUUGGCUCAAGCACUCCUACAUCAACAAAUUCAACAACACACGUCCUGCCAUCUACGGACGCUUUCUAGACGUGCUAGCUAAGGAUUACUACUCAAACGCAUUCGCAGAGCAGAAUCUGACAAAGCGGCUGGGUCUCCCAGUGAUCCCGCUCAGCUGUCUCUUCAUCCGAGCUAGUGUACAGACAUACCACAUGUUCCUAGCAGCUUGGACGCCUCCAACUUUACCCAGCUCAGUCACUGGUCUGACCAGCGUCCACAACCACUACACCAAUUCUCCCACUUCGAUGCCGACUUCCACAGCGGCGGCAUUAUCCCAGAAGUUCGAUGAUUUACUACGGCUGAUCCCAGCUUCCAUUUCCUCGUCAAGAGCCUUCUCAAACUUCAGUACCAUCCUUAUUUCUGUCCUUGUCUUCCUCGUCCUCCUCACCGUCAAGCUCGUUCUUGGCAUGCUUCUUCUUGCCUUCGCCCGCUCGCGAUACCGGUCAAUGAAAACGCGAGAGAAGAAUCCAAUCCAUCAUGUCGAGGGCGGCAGGAGGGUUGGAGGGUGGGGAGUCGUAGAGGUCGAUGAUGACAAGAGGAGGUGGAUUUAUGAGGAUGAUGCCGAAGGAGCGAGGCAGCUGAAAGAAAGAGAAGAGCGGGAGAAGAUUAGAAGGGCAAGGGGAAGUGGAGAGGGGGCUUUCGAUAGGGUUAAAAGGUAUGAGAUGGUUGCUAAAAGGAUUUGGUAA